Lathyrus oleraceus (garden pea) is the source of this 839-nucleotide messenger RNA. RefSeq names its product protein CURLY FLAG LEAF 1. NCBI's taxonomy places the organism in Eukaryota, Viridiplantae, Streptophyta, Magnoliopsida, Fabales, Fabaceae. Gene Ontology annotation, molecular function: protein binding. The record is from RefSeq and is a predicted model, not a curated record. Bases 189 to 803 code for a protein of 204 amino acids. The transcript is spliced from 3 exons.
UUUGAAGGGCGUGAUACAUGUCUCUAUUUGUACCCUUAACAAUAACAAAUAUUCCAUUCUGAGUGCUCUCUCCAAUCUCAAAUCUCAUUCCCUUCACAAAAUCUCUGAAGCCACAAACUUGUUCUUUCGCACUUGUAUUAAUUGCUUCCAAACUCUCUCUCUCUCUCUCUUCUCUCUCUGCCCCAAAUAUGGAGGCCAUCACUGCUUCCUUAGAGAGGUCUCUUCAAAACUGUUCCCUAAACAACCACCACCACCACCACCACCAACAGAACGGAAGGAGACAAGACGACGGUUCCGCCACCACAGAUGCACCGGCCGCAGAAGGAGAAGGAGGAGGCAUAGGAAUCUCAUCCACCAGCUCAGAAGAUAAUCAUCCCAUCUCCAACAACAACAACAACAACUCCGACACCACGUUAGAGCUCAACUCCCACAUCUCCCUCCCUUACCAUUGGGAACAAUGCUUAGACUUAAAGACGGGGGAGAUUUAUUACUUAAACUGGAGGAACGGAAUGAAAGCAAAGGAGGAUCCGAGAAUAGUAGCAGAAAGGGAUUGUGAACAACAGGAGUCAGAAUCAGAAGAUGAUGAAGAAGAAGAAGAGAGUUUGUACGAAGAUAGUGAAGAAUGUUCAUCAGAGUGCUCAACGAAUGAGAGAGGAGAGGUAAUAGAGAAAGAGAAUGUUCUGGUAGUGGCUGGUUGCAAGAGCUGUUUGAUGUAUUUCAUGGUGCCAAAACAAGUUGAAGACUGCCCAAAAUGUAAUGGUCAACUUCUCCACUUUGAUCGAUCCGAAAAUUGCUCCCCUUGAUUAUUAAUUCAACCCUUUCUCUCUUUUCAUUUUUUA